AUGGAGCAGACAACGGCCGCUAGCACUGAGGGUGUUUCCAGUGAUGGUGGCGAUGAUGCCAAAAGUCGACGUUCAGGCCCGGCGGAAAUACGGCCCAAGACUAAGCCGGUGCCAUCUAAAGCACCGGAGGCGUGGCGGGUGUAUGUGGAUGACCACGGCAACGAGUGCGCAAAACCCAGGAGUCGGCGGAUUGACGCAGAUGAGUUUUCGUCUCACCUUGAAGCCUCGUUGCCGUCCCCCCAGCUCCCCUCCGGUACAUCUAGCCGAGCUCCAACCGACAGCGACGAGGAGGCACAUGUCUCCCAGGGCUCACCGGCGGGGUACGAAACGCCCCUAUUUCAUGAACCCAUCUCCACGAUCGCUGGCCGGUCUGGGUACUUCAAGACGGCUUCACGACAAGCAUCCAUGGAGGCCAGACCAAACCUUGCGCGAUUCCUCUACAAGGGCCGCAACCCAUCCACUCAUGCUAGACAGGCACCGCCGUACCAAUCAGGCGGCCCUAACCCGCCCCAAAUAGCGAAGACGCCGGCCGGUAAGAAGAGGGCCGAGGCAAAGAGCGCGGGGGGGAGGAAGAAGGGUAGGGCUACUAAGACGCGGAAAGAGCAAAGCAUCCGCGCGAGGAGUGGGUUUGCGCGCGCUGUUGAACACUUUAGGCAGAAGAGAGGCGAAGGCGAUAGAGGGGUAUGA
Messenger RNA from Dichotomopilus funicola, 687 nucleotides. RefSeq lists its product as uncharacterized. The record is from RefSeq and is a predicted model, not a curated record. The transcript is spliced from 2 exons. NCBI's taxonomy places the organism in Eukaryota, Fungi, Ascomycota, Sordariomycetes, Sordariales, Chaetomiaceae. Bases 1 to 687 code for a protein of 228 amino acids.